AAAAGUGAAUUGUAUUUUCCAUUUCUAAUCCCUAUUCAUGUGAUCCUUCAGUCGGAUUCGCCGCUCGUCUUAUCGGCCUUUCGUUUCCUGAACGCCACCUCAAGUGAGGACUGUCUGUAUCUGAAUAUAUGGGCUCCUCUACAGGAGGACACGUUUCUACCGGUCAUCGUGUAUAUACACGGCGGCGCUUUCUCCUACGGAGGGGUCGCCACCGAGGAGUUGGACGCCCUGGCAAUGGCCGCACAACAGGAUGUGGUUGUGGUCACUAUUCAGUAUCGUUUGGGUAUUUUUGGUUUUAUGAGCUUUGAGUCAAAGGAACCGAAAGGAAAUAUGGGUUUAUACGACCAAAGAGAGGCUCUGAAGUGGAUUCACAGUAAUGUUAAUAAAUUUGGUGGCGAUCAGGACCUCAUCACAGUUGUCGGUCACGGGGCCGGCGCGGUGUCCGCAGGUCUUCAUAUGAUGACAUCCGACAGUAAAUUCUUCUUCCAGAGAACUAUUCUCCAGGGAUUCGGUCUUCUCUUCCAUAAAGAACUUUACUCUCAAACCACUAAAUACUCGAAAAAGUUUAUCGACGAAAUCGGUUGCGAAGAAGGCGUCGAAAUCAAGGAAUGUCUGAAACCAAUAAACGUCGACAGACUUCUCGAAGUACAACAGGAGAUACUCGAAGACAAUUCUGUGGCUUUCGGGCCACGAAUUCCCAGCGAUUUUGCCUCCACUUAUCCGUCGGAAGCGAAAGAUGCGUUUGAUUUCCAAAUAGAUUUCAUGUUUGGCGUCAAUUCAGAGGACGACUCGUUGUUUUUGGCGACUCUUAAGAACUCAGAGAAUGAGUCCGAAGGAGAGGAAGGAGGAGAUGACGAGACAUCUGAAGAGAAAGAAGAGGCAGAGAGUGAAGACAAAGACGAUUCUGACAGAGAGGGACGCGAAGAGAAGGGCGAUUCGCCACCAGUAGAGAGACCGACAAUGAGACCAUUGCUGACAGCGAUUACGUCCGGCAUCUUAAAGACAACGACAGCUGAACCAAAAACUACGACAACCUCUUCAUCAGAGACAACGACUCCGUCUGAAACAACAACAACACCAAAGGCAACGCCGACUACAGCGACAGAAUCGGCCGAUACUAUGACUACAACCAGUUCUACGACGACAACCACUACCACUACUACAACAACGACGACAACCACAACAACACCCGAACCGAUGACUUCUACCACUACUGAAGAGACCGAAAAAGAGGAGACAACGGAAAAAGAAGAGGAAUCCGACGAAACGGAAAAAGAGGAGAAAGAGGAAGAGUCGGAGACAGAGACUGAGGCCGAAGGAGGAGACGACGAAUCAAACGACGAAACGGAAGAGAAGAGACGGCGACGAAGGAAGAGACAGUCGGACGAGAAUACGACACGAAUGUUGUGUCCGCUCCUAAAGUUUGCCAAUACUAUGGUUGAGUCGAACCGAUCCGUAUAUAUCUACGAGUUAAUGGAGUUCUCCUCACAUCACGACGAGGUUGUCUUCGCAAUGGGUUAUCCACUCAAACACAAGAACCUCUACGACACCGACGAAAUCAAAUUCAGUCGAAGAGUGAUGAAAAAUUGGGCCCAAUUUGCCACAAAUGGGUGA
This is a messenger RNA of Medioppia subpectinata, 1614 nucleotides long. NCBI's taxonomy places the organism in Eukaryota, Metazoa, Arthropoda, Arachnida, Sarcoptiformes, Oppiidae. The record is from the annotation of a GenBank genome assembly.